This is a messenger RNA of Ctenocephalides felis (cat flea), 2079 nucleotides long. RefSeq names its product transcription factor SPT20 homolog. Gene Ontology annotation, biological process: regulation of transcription by RNA polymerase II. The transcript has 10 exons. The record is from RefSeq and is a predicted model, not a curated record. Gene Ontology annotation, molecular function: transcription coregulator activity. The annotation marks the transcript as partial. NCBI's taxonomy places the organism in Eukaryota, Metazoa, Arthropoda, Insecta, Siphonaptera, Pulicidae. Gene Ontology annotation, cellular component: SAGA complex.
AUGCAAAGCUUGGCGGGUUCAUCUCAAGAGGCUGCAGAUCUAUAUAUUGGACAAUCAUGGGCCCAGACCAACAAAACAGAAUCUGCUGAAAGUGAAAUUAUAUUAGAUAAUAGAUUAAAUUCUCACAACAAAAAUAUCGGUGAUAUACCCUCAUGUUCUGCAGAUCAAAAUAUAAUAGAGAAUUCUGGCCAACAACAUUUUGACAUAUUAAAGGAGUUGAUUGCAUUACAUAGAGAGCUCGGACAGCUAACUUCUGAAUAUCCUGAUCUUCAUCCACAAUCAUUUAUCCUUGAGACUCUUGUGCGAAAACACAGAUUAAAUACAAUGAUUUUAAAGCUAAAUCCAGGAAAUAAAGGAUAUUGUUUUUUAUUCAAAAUCCUCAAGAAAAAUUUAGAUACUACUGAUAGUUAUAUGGCCAAUGUUAACCAAGAGAGUGAAUUAUUAUUUGAAACCAAGUGCUGGGCUUAUGAGGAUGAUGAUCUAUUACAAUACAUUGAUGAUGGACAUUUGCCAACUUGCAUUAUUGAUGUCAUUGAAACAAACUAUCCAAAUUUAUUUUACUCAAAUUUUAUUAUAACUGAGAUUUGGGAUUAUCGACAGUCUUAUGGAAAUUUAGUAUGUGAUAUUAACUAUACUCUUUUGAGGCCUUCGAUACAGAGCAUUAUAGUGGACGUAGCCUCUCUGACAUCGAAUGGUGAAUGGUCGUCAAAGGAAAAACUUGCAUUAGAAGCUGAAAUAAUUAAAGCUUCAGCCCCACCAUUAUGCCUUGAUCCAGACCCAAUACAUGGAGAAUUAGCUAUCACUGCCCAACACACUAGUCAAAUCUUUAACACAAGAAGUAUUAAGAGGAAGGCUAGAAAAUUUUCACAGGUUGGCAUAAAUCGAAAACGAAAAUUGAUACAAUACACUCAAUACCAUGGGCCAGACUUGUGUGCCUCCAUUGCACGCAAUCAAAAGUCUAGUCCCUCAAAUUGUAAAAAGUAUAAACAAACCAAUGAGAUUUAUAUGCCUGCCCCUUCUUUAGAUCUUCCUGAAUUAUCUGUUCCUAGUAAUAUAGAUGUAUUUCGUUAUGUUAAGGAUGAAAAUGCAUCUUUUAUGCAAAAUGAAGAUUUGUUGAAGCAAAUUAAUCAUGAAGAAAGUCAAUUGAUAGAGGAAUACAUAUUCAAUAUUUAUAAAAAGGAAGGAUUAGUUUGUAUAGAUAACAUAAAACUUUGCAUACUUCAAAGGCUGAUAAAUUUGGAACUGUAUGGAGAGUUAACCGUAGAGUAUUAUCAGAAGGAUGGAAUUAAAAACUAUAGAAGUUGUGAAUUUGUUCUAGGUACAAGAGCACAAGCCAAUAGGUUUUAUGAUGAAUUUAAAGAAAUAGUUACUGAUGAAGGAAAGGAAUGUGUACAAAUUACUCACAUUGAGCCAGGAAAAGAGUCAGUUGUAACUUAUACUGAUGCAUUAAAAAGAAUUGCCUAUAAGGCUUUAAGUCCUUCAAAUCUACAAGUACCUAGACCAUCACAACAAUUAAUGGAUAAUGCACUUCUAAAUCAGACACUGUUGAAUUCAAGAAGUAAUUUGGAUAAUUCUUCUGGACUUCCCACCACUUCCCCUGGAGCCAAAGCCAGUUCCAGUUUGAUAAGCUCUCUAUCAGGCAACUCCAACUUCAUAAUAAACAAUGCAAACUCUAGUGAAAUAAAUAGUGAUAUCUCAAAUACAAUUGUGCAAAGUAACAACUUGGUGAAUAAUAGUGUUGUUUAUAAAAACUAUAUAGGGUUGGUACCUACUAGUACGAUUUCCAGUGAUAGACAAUAUUCUAAUAUCUCCGGUAACAAACCCAUUGCAAUGAACGUUAAUCAAAAUAAUAUGAAUUCAACGGUGCCAUUUUUGGCAUUGCGCAAUCAGGUUACCAUUAGGCCUCCAGCUCAAGAAGCCAGUGGUGCACCAGUUCCUGGGCAGAGUGUUCUGGCCGGCCAACAACAUCAGGCAACGCCUCAAACUAUACCUCGACGUCCUGGAGAUCAGCUAAUUGAAAAACUCAGGGUUGUGCAUAGAGAACUUGCCAUGCAACAACGUCUCACUAAAAAUAUAAAU